Molecule: messenger RNA, 444 nt
Organism: Peronospora matthiolae
Lineage: Eukaryota; Oomycota; Peronosporomycetes; Peronosporales; Peronosporaceae
Source: the annotation of a GenBank genome assembly
AUGCGAUGCGCGAGCAAGGCCGCCGAGAGCGCGUCUGCACAUCUCUGUGCAGACGCCGAAGCAGAAACAACAGCAACUGAUGUCUCAUCGGUUGCUGAAGCGACUCAGCCUGUGUCACUUGGUGAUGCAAGCGCUGGUCAUGAAGACACUCAUGUCUUCACAGAGUAUGAGCUCGGUGUCUCAUACUCUCCUGAUACGGAAGACGGAUCCGUUUCGACGGCGAUCGAAUCCAAGCCGCCUGCCAAGCGCGGCAUGGAUAAUGCUAUGCGUCGUAGCAUCUUUGGCGCUCACAGUGGUGUCGGUUCUCCUAUGGACACCACUUCGCAACGAGGUGCCAGUCCUUCUGUCGGCACGUCGCAGGAAGAGCGGGACCGCAACGUGUUGCGUCUCGCUCCUGAGAAGAAGGCAUGGAUGCCUCCAAAAUCCGUCAUGGAUCACUUGUAG